GAUCCCUUUAUCUUCGGUCUCGGCCUGAAAACCUUUCCUUCUUGCUCAUCGUUUUCCACAGAGAGAGAGAGAGAGAGAGAGACAGAGAGAGAGAGAGAGAGAGAGAGAGAGAGAGAGAGAGUAUCAGUGUAUGAGGAGAGAGAAGGUGAGAGGUACUGCUAUAUAGAGAGAGAAAGUGAGGCUGUGAGGCAUUUAGUUACAAUUACGUCCUGAUCGCAACUUCGGCCGACCUUUCUCUCAGAAAAAAGUUGCAGAGAGGUUCUUUAACAACAGUAGUUUGGAAAUCAGUCGCAGAUUGGAAAUCCUUGUUCAAUAAAAAAAAAAGACAGGUUGGAAAAUUAGGCUUCUAGACUCUGUCUGCUCGGGAGCUCUUUAGUGCUUCACAUGCCCUCCAUGAGGGUCUUGUCAUGGAAGUCUGCAAAAGGUGCAUUUGUUUUCUUGAGCUCCUCUAGCAUUUUUCUAGACCUUCUCUUGUGAUACGAAGUAUCAUGUGUGUGUCCAUCCAGAAUAGGGUAGAUUUAUUUGAGAGGACCAUCUAUUUGAGCUUGAUAAUGAAAUCCACAUCCCGAGUUUUCCAGAUUUAUUUGCGUGUGUGUUGACCCCAAGAUCUUUCAGGCAAGGCAUAGCCGGUAGAGUUUUUGGGAGGCUAUUCAAGAUCUGAUCCCAUAAUUAAAUUGAAGGACUGUAGAAAGCUUCUAGCCCGUGUAACAUUCUUGUUCUGGAACCAACAACCUGGUAUGCCACAACCUCAGCCAAGGCAGCAGCCUGGGCUUAAUGACAUACAGAUGUUGCAGCGGCACAUAAUGCUAAAGCAGUUGCAAGAACACAGGAGGCAACAGCAACUUCAGGAAUCAGGUUAUGAAAGGCAGCAGAACCACUUUAACCACCCAUCUGCCACAAAUAAGCCAGCCGUCGGAGGUCAUUUUUUGCCUCUGAUGAAUGGCACUCCUAUUCAUGAUGCAUCACAGAUGUUAAUGGCCGGUAACAUGGCCUUUGCGCAUCAUGGUGCAUCAUCAGCUGUCCAAGGAUUUCCAAAUGGUUUGUAUUCACGAGGUCAAAGUCAGGAUAUGUAUUCGAUGGGUCGUGUGCCUCAACAGCUUGAAGCAUCUAUGUAUGGAACUCCUAUUACAAGCUCAAGAAAUAAUACAAAUCAAUAUGAUCAUCCACAAGGGUUAUCUCAUUAUUCUGCUGAAGUGUUGACCAAGGCUAGUGAUAACCAAACAGAGAAACCUACAAUACAGUCAACAGAUUUUGGUAACUCAUUUGUUAGUGAAAACUACAAUAUUUCUUCAGAUCAGGUUCGUAUGUCUGAUGGAGCUUCCAAGCAGUUCUUCCCUGGGAGAAUUCUACCAGAGAACUUCCAGCAAGUAAAUGCCCUGCAAAGGAGUGCAUCACCGCAUGAAUUCAAUGAGAGGCAAGAGCAAGGUGGUUGGCCUGGAAAAAUUCCAGGAAGUACGGCGCAGUCUGAUCCUUCUCAGGGUUUGACUACUCUAGAUCCACUAGAACAGAAAAUUUUGUUCAAUAUGGAUGACGACAGUUGGAAUGCUUCUUUUGGUAGGAAAGCUGACAUGGGCACAGGGGGGUUUGGGAAUUCAUUGGAAUACCCAGAUUAUGACAGCUCAUUUCCUUCCAUUCAAAGUGGGAGCUGGAGUGCUCUGAUGCAGUCUGCUGUUGCGGAAGCUUCUAGCAGUGAUACUGGGUUACAAGAAGAGUGGAGUGGCUUGAGUUUUCAGAAUACAGAACCUUCGAUUGAUAAUCAGCCCUCAACGUUUGUGCAAAGUCGAAAUCAACAAACUGGGUGGGUUGAUAAACCUCAACUUCUGGUCAAUGAUUCCAAUAUGAGCUCUGACUUCCCUGGGUUCCAGCAGUUGGGCCUCCAGUUCUCAAUCAAACAGAGGGACGGGAUGCGAUCUGAUUCCUCUCAUGAAUCUGUGCAGCAGUCUCCCAAAAUGGCUCCCAAGUGGUUAGAUUCUAGUUCUCGACAGAAUCAACCAAUUGAGGAAAGUCAUACAAUUCCACCUUUGGAAAAUACAUGGCCUUGGCAAAGUCUUGUGCAAUCAGAUGGCAAUGUGCAGGGGCAGAACAUAUCCUCAUAUAACAGUCACCAACCUGAUGAUAAACUGAUUAGAAGAAACUUAGAAUCCACUUCACCCAGUGGAAACACUACAAUGAAUGCUUUUGACGAUGGGAAUAGUAUAAACAUGAAUGGAGCUGUGUACACGGAAAAGGGUCCUGAAGCAUAUCGGACUUCUCAGAAUUACCACCAAAGGGAGGAUUCUAAUGACAGGUAUCGCUCCAAUGCAUCCCAGCACACCAUAACAGAAGAUGAAACGAGAGAGAACAUGUGGCUGCAUGCAAGGGUUAAUCAAAAUGCAUCUGGUCAGGUCCUGAGCCAAGAGAUCUCCCGGGGAUCGAGCAGUCAUCAACAAGGAUAUGUUGCACACUUCAAUUUUGUUGGUGAUGCUUUUGACAACGCUGUAGACAUGGAAAAGGGAAGCAUGGCUGAUAUUCAAAGAAAUUCAAAAGCAUCAGAGGAGGUACCUAGUAGGGGAAAUAUUCGAGCUAAUGUAUCUGCCUCCUUGGAUAGAUCAGCUGGUAUUUAUGGUUCAAAUCUAACUUCUGAGACCAGACAAAAUAUGCUUGAGCUUCUUCACAAAGUUGAUUACACCGGGGAUCAAAGAACUGUAACACACGUCAGCUCUACUGACUCUAGCUCUGUACUGGAAGCUCCGGAACCAGAAACGCCUGAGACAUCUAUGGCUAAAUCACAUGAUCAAUAUUCCGGGUCACAACGCUUUGGCUUAAGGUUGGCCCCUCCAUCACAGCAGUCGCCCACUUCAAACCAUUUGUUCUCCUUGCAGAGCCCUACACAAUCGGGAAACUCUGCUGCGACAUCCCCAGGUCCUCUUCAUCUAAGAAAUCAGCUUCACAGGCCACCUGUAGCGAUUGACUCUCCAAAAGCAACAUUUCCUGGUAUGGGUAAUAGACUUCCACAAUUUAACCACGAUACCUCUCAAGGAGUAUCCCAACCAGUUUCUAUCAAUUUUGGUCGCCAAUUCCCCUUCUUGGAGGCUGUGGCAGGCAGUCAUCCCUCUCUACCAUCAUCUCUACAACUCGGCUCUUCGACGCCACCCAGUUUAUGGGCAAAUCUACAGAGUCAACCAGGUCCAUCUGGCAUAGAACCUCCCAAACUUCCAUCUGAUUUUCCCAUCUCUGGUGAUUCACCAAAUUCCAAUCGCCAGACUCAUCCAUGGGCUACGAGAAAGCAAACUGUGUCUGGGGAAUCGGGUGUAUGGUCUGUGAAUUCACAAGGCCUCGACUAUGGAGAGGAGCACACCGGGAAGAAAAGGUCAGGUCAACAAAUUCAUUCAGACAUAGUUGACCAAGUUUCACAUACAGGGGGAUUGUUUCAACAGAAGAACUAUGAAAAUGCAAGGCAUGGUGACCAACAGAAACCAGCUGUUUCUGCAACAGAUCUUGAAGCCUUUGGUCGCUCUUUGAAACCAUCUAAUCUUCAUCAGAAUUAUUCUCUCUUGCAUCAAGUAAGCUCUUUGAACAAUGUGAAGACUGAUUCAGGUACGAUGAUUCCAGAGAAAAAUCAUGGAGCAGGUUCUGAUUUGAAUCAUCAGCAGUUACCUGCUGUUUCAGGACAUCAGAUGAUGUACGGACAUAAUUCAGGCGUCAACAAUCCUAUAAAUAGUGGACUGAAUGUGGCAGCACGGCUGGACUCCUUUACCAAUAGGGAUGUUAAAAUGCUGAGUUUUGAUGAAUCUACCAACGCUUCUUGGGAGAUGGCCAAAAGUGGUCGAAGUUAUUCGCAAAUUGAUUCUACUAGUGAUAAUAUGGCACCUUCUAGAACAGAACAUUCCCAGAUUAGUUUUCCAAUGGCACCAUCUUGGUUUAAGCAUUAUGGAACCGUGCAAAAUAGCCAGAUGCCAAUGUAUGAUGCAAGGACAGUCACGAAUUCUGCACAUCAGUUUCCUUUUAGGAACCCUUUUGAUAAUUCUCACAUGAGCCCUUCUAUGGUCCAAUUGAAUGCUGCUAGUGCCAGUCAGCUUACAGCUGCCACCUUGGCAGUGGGUAAAUCACCACCUCCGAGUGUGUUGCCUCCAGAGGCCAUUACAUGGAAUUUGUCCUCCAUGAGUUCAAGGAAGCGUAAAAAAGCAACGACUGAGCUUCUACCAUGGCACCAGGAAGUGACACAUAGUUCCAAGAGGGUUCACUCCAUCAGCGAGGCAGAAAUAGAAUGGGCAGAAGCUGCGAAUCGUUUUAUUGAAAAGGUCGAAUAUGGGGCCGAAAUGGUUGAAGAAGCUCAGCCUUUGGUCCGAUUUAAAAGACGACUUGUCCUUACAACACAGCUUGUGCAGCAGUUGUUUAUGCCUGCGCCCGCAGCCAUUCUUUCUGCAGAUGCCACUUCAAACUAUGACAGCGUGGCAUACUUUGCUGCUAAGCUGGCAUUAGGUGAUGCAUGCAAUCUGGCCUCUUGCUCAAGAAGUGAUUCCGCCCUCUCUUCCGAAGGCUGUGAUAUGGUCUAUGAGAAGCCCAAAACUUCUGAGAGAAUUGGGGAGGAUUAUUUCUCAAAAAUUGCGGAAGACUUCAUAAGCCGAGCGAAUAAGCUGGAAAGCGACUUGUUCAGUUGGUGUUGCAGUUUGGAAAAGAAAGCAUUGAUUGCAGACCUAAGAGUGGAAUACCAAGAACUGGAGAGAUUCUGUAUCCAAAACCGCUUCGCAAAGUUCCACUCCCGGGUACAACCAGAUGCUGCAGAGACCUCAUCAUCUAAUGGCGCAACUCUGACUGUACCCAAAUCAUUACCACAGAGAUAUGUCACUGCCUUUCCUAUGCCUAUGGCAGUGCCUGAGGAUGCACCAUGCUUUUCGCUUUGAUCACUAAUGACCUUUACUUCCCUUCUCGUGUGCCCUUCAAUCUAUACUCCUGCAAAGAAAAUGACACGAAAAAAGGUACCCUAAAAAUGGAAUGCAAGGGUAGGGGACUGCUAGUAGUUGAGGACUUGAGGCCGUUCGAUCAUUUGGAUCAAAAGACCAAUUGUUGUCAAUUUUGAGAAAGUAUAUAUCGUUGUAUGUAUAUUUUAUGAGAAUGUAAGGAGAAUCAUGGAUUCACCCAAUCUUCUACUCCUCGCUAGGGUUAUUAUCUCAAUCAACUAACGUCGAUGUGUAUUUAUAUCUUUUUCGAUC
Molecule: messenger RNA, 5192 nt
Organism: Rhododendron vialii
Lineage: Eukaryota; Viridiplantae; Streptophyta; Magnoliopsida; Ericales; Ericaceae
Exons: 10
Coding region: 738-4883 (1381 amino acids)
Source: RefSeq, a predicted model, not a curated record